AUGUGUGUAUAUGCCUGCUUUGUGAUGUUUUUGUCAAGUUCAGCUGAUUCAACGGGCUUCCAUGCUCGUUCUAACACUGAGUCACAUGAAAAAAUGUACGUGCUGCCAACGUGGCACUUACGCAGAACUGAAGCGACGACCGGUAAAAAUGUCGGGGUCUGCGGAAGACAAGCGGCAGUCCGAGGAGAUGGUGUUCGACGCCGAGGAAGUGUCAGCCUGCUACGACUCUUUCAUGCACCACAACCGCGAGGCCAUGAAGGUGUUUCUGGAGCGAUACGAGGAUUCUUUCUUUGCGGUCGAGAACGGUGCCCAGCGUGCGGAUCGCCAGUGGUUGGAUGUCGGCUGUGGUCCAGGAAAUUUCACCAAGAACUAUUUGCUCCCGCACGCUCCUUCGUCCUUGCGAAGACUGGUGGCGGUCGAUUUCUCACAGGCCAUGCUGGAUCAUGCCGCAAGAAACCAUGCACAUCCGAAGAUUGCGUACCGCCUUCUCGACAUUGCAAACAACAAAGCCGUGUCCGCGUUUGUCGCGAGCGAAGGCCUCUUCGAGCGCGUAUGCUGCUUCCUAAUGCUGCACUGGAUCCGCGACAAGGCGGCCGCCCUUCGGAACCUGGAGCAUCUCACGGCCCCCGGGGGAGAGUGCUUGGUGGUGUUCAACCAGCGCGUGUCUGUGCAACAGGUGUUAAGUGCCAUGAUUGCGUCCGGCAAGUGGAAAAGGCACGAACACGUUCUCAAAUCUGCUCUCCCGGAGUCCUGGGAGCUUUACGACGUUGACACCAUAGUUUCAAAGCUCGAAGGGCUAGUCGCAUCAACAAGCCUGGUGGCCCUGUCAUGUGAAGUUGUGCCUCUGCAGGUUGGGAGUCCCGAAAUUGACCUAGAAGUGCGUGCUCUGUGUGCCCAUAUACCGAUAUAUCGGCACAUGAAAAAGGAAGACCAGGCUGAAGUGGAAGACUUUGUCAGAAACUUGGCUCUCCAAAACAGCAUCGUGAACUUCUCGACUACGGGCAUAACGCACCAACUUAGAUGCGUCAUUCAUGCCCGUAAACCAGUGUUGUCAAGUUAAGAACAGCCAGUUAGACCUGCCAGAAGCCUUCUGUUCGGCGUCCGCAACCUCCACCGCUGCUAACAAGACCGAGAGUUCAAAUUAACUUCAGAAGUUUAGAAGCUCAGGCCAGUUGGUGUAGCGAUGUUAUUUUUUAUACCGCUACAAUCGAAGACAGUUACUGGGUGUAUUGGAGGUGGGUAUAGGUGGUGGGUAUAUUGGGUAUUGGAGGUGGUAUAUUGGAGUUGCUACAUGCAGGUGUGUAAAUGCACAUUCUGAAGAAUUGGUGGAAAAAUAAAUAGUUUGCCUGGGGAAGGGGUAGUCAUCCUGAAUCUAUGAUACGACUUCAAUAGGCUGCUUAUCACCUACCGACCAUGUGUUGUUAGUGCAACAAGAAGAAGAAGAAAAAGAACGCCACCGCCAAUUACGAUGAUCCAUAAAGCCAGUUAGGCUAAUCUCUAGUGUUUUAACUUAGCAAUGUAUAUUCACUGGCAC
Dermacentor albipictus is the source of this 1534-nucleotide messenger RNA. RefSeq lists its product as uncharacterized. NCBI's taxonomy places the organism in Eukaryota, Metazoa, Arthropoda, Arachnida, Ixodida, Ixodidae. The record is from RefSeq and is a predicted model, not a curated record.